AUGAUGGUCCGUGUGAUUGAUAAUGAACAAGAAAAAUAUCGUAAAAGCGAGAAGUUAACCCGUGACAAAUUUCUACCAACCAUAGAAGCUGUGUUCAAAAUCGCAACGUGGUUUGGAAUACCAACAUAUGGUGGAAACGUUGCAUUCAGUUGGGCUCUGACUACCUUGGCGAUGUUGGCUGCUAUACUAACCGCAGCUAUUUGGAAACUAAUCCGAUUGCUUGCUGGACUUUCACAAAAUAAUCAAAAUGGAAAAAAUCGAGUAUCAGAACGCUUAUCUGGAUCAAUAUUUUAUGGAAAUGCGUUACUAUCAUUGAUACUUUCAUGGAUAUUUGUCAAAAAAUGGCGGAAUAUUUCUAUGAAAUGGUUGCGGUUGGAGACUCACGGACUACGUUUACCUCCUGAUAUGACUAUCAAAAGAAGAGUCGUGUUGGUGUCAGCACUUAUCAGCGCAUUUGCUUUUGUGGAACACAUAUUGAGUAUGAUAUCAGCGACCGGCGUACAUUGCCCCGUAGAGGAAUACUUAGAGCGGUAUGUUUUGUCUUCCCAUGGGUUUUUACUAAGACAAUAUGAGUACACAAUAUGGCUAGCGAUACCAAUAUUUAUUAUGAGCAAGACAGCAACAAUCUUAUGGAACUUUCAAGAUACGAUCAUCAUACUGAUAAGCAUGGGGCUAACAUCGCGAUACUAUAGAAUGAACUCCUUUGUCAAACGCGUUGUUGGUAAUGAGAAACGUGCAGAGAAAGAUAAAAAGCUUGGAAGCCCUUAUUGCUUUAAAAUAAAUAAUUGGCGUAAAAUCAGGCAAGCAUACGUGCGCCAAGCAGCUCUUGUACGUAGAAUUGAUAUGGAUUUGGGAGCUCUAGUUCUGUUGUCCACCUUAAACAAUUUAUAUUUCAUCUGUUUGCAGCUUUUUUUGGGUAUCAGGCAUAUAGAUGGAACACUGAUUAAUAAAAUAUACUACUUCUAUUCCCUGGGUUGGCUUCUUUUCCGCGCAUGCAGCGUGGUACUAUCCGCUGCUGAUAUCAAACUGCAUUCGAAGCGAGCGUUGUCUUAUUUGUACAUAUGUCCCAGUUCGGUAUACAAUAUAGAGAUCAAACGACUGCAAGAUCAGUUAAGUAAUGACAAAAUAUUUUUAAGCGGGAUGGGUUUUUUCUCAUUGGAUCGACAAAAACUAUUACAGGUCGCUGCUAUGAUUGUAAAAUACGAGUUAAUUUUAUUGCAAUACGAUUCAUAA
Molecule: messenger RNA, 1233 nt
Organism: Melitaea cinxia (Glanville fritillary)
Lineage: Eukaryota; Metazoa; Arthropoda; Insecta; Lepidoptera; Nymphalidae
Product: gustatory receptor for sugar taste 64a-like
Exons: 9
Coding region: 1-1233 (410 amino acids)
Biological process (GO): detection of chemical stimulus involved in sensory perception of taste; sensory perception of chemical stimulus
Cellular component (GO): membrane
Molecular function (GO): taste receptor activity
Source: RefSeq, a predicted model, not a curated record